Molecule: messenger RNA, 520 nt
Organism: Anopheles aquasalis
Lineage: Eukaryota; Metazoa; Arthropoda; Insecta; Diptera; Culicidae
Product: cysteine-rich PDZ-binding protein
Biological process (GO): cytoplasmic microtubule organization
Cellular component (GO): dendrite
Molecular function (GO): microtubule binding; PDZ domain binding
Source: RefSeq, a predicted model, not a curated record
CGAUGCUGUAAACAAAAACCAGCGCACGACGCCAGCUGUUAAGAAAUAAUCUUAGAUAAAAGAUCCUUUUAUCCGGAGUACCGGUUUCAAGUAGACGUAGUUCAAUACACACUUGACCUGAUGGUUUGUGAAAAGUGCGAGAAAAAGCUUGGCAAAAUCAUCACACCGGACCCAUGGAAAGCCGGUGCCCGGAACACAACCGAGGGUGGAGGUAGAAAAAUCAACGAAAAUAAAGCGCUCAGCAGCGCCAAAACUCGGUACAAUCCGAUCGCCGGAAACUUUGCUCCAUGUCGGAUAUGCAAACAAAAAAUACAUCAGGCUGGUUCGCACUACUGCCAGCAGUGUGCCUACAAGAAAGGCAUUUGUGCCAUGUGCGGCAAAAAGCUGCUGGAUGUCAAAAACUAUCGGCAAUCUUCGGCAUGAAAAAGGCCACCCAGCUGUGUCGCGUCCCUACGGCCUCAGGAAUGAGCAUAUUUUUUAUUGUAUAAAACCCCUCUCCGUGUGGCGAUGCUACAACAAU